Messenger RNA from Pelodiscus sinensis (Chinese soft-shelled turtle), 5406 nucleotides. The record is from RefSeq and is a predicted model, not a curated record. NCBI's taxonomy places the organism in Eukaryota, Metazoa, Chordata, Testudines, Trionychidae.
UUCCAGUCUCUUUUUGAUGUUUUUCUGUCUGAGAAUGGCAAUUUGCAAAACCGAAACUAUGUCCAGGAAGAUUGAAGUGCUUCCCCGCUGGCUUUUGGAUGUUGCUGUUCUUAAUGUCUGAUGUGUGUCCAUUUAUUCUUUUGUAUAGAGUCUGGUUUGUUCACUGUGCAUGGCAGAGGGGCAUUGUUGGCACGUGAUGAAGUAUAUUACAUUAGUAGAUGUGCACGUGAAUGAGCCUGUAAUGGUAUACCUGAUGCAGUAGGUCCUGGGGUGAUGUCACAAAGGUUAGAUUCUGGUGUUCAGUUCUGAAUUGGGAAUGACAAAUCAGACAGAGAAGAGAAGAUAGUAAAGAGGAGGGAAAUUCAGGCUCUGCUGAAUCGCUUGGGAUACAGGGUGCCUGGUUAGUCCCAGAUAGAUCCUUUGUGCAUUUGAGUCAGCUCUGGUCCCUGGCUCACCUCACUGAUCCAGAGACAUCGUCUAGUUGGUCUGGUCAGGGUUGCUCUCCUUUACUGGUUCUUCUGAGGCUAGCCAAAGCUAGAUGGGCCUGGUGCUGGGUCGUACAGUUUAUUUCAGGACCAGGUGGAGAGCUGAGAGAGAACUGAGGAAAAUCAGCGAAGCAGAAAGAAGCAAGCGAGAGAGAGGAACACUGAGCAGGGUUUCUCAGUUAUUGUGUUGGGUCCCUGGGAUGGUUAAGUGGAGAAUCAAGGUCUGGUGUCAUAGCAAGAAUCCCUCUCUUGCACUCACAGUGCAGCUGUACAGCUCUAUGGAUUUUGGAAGACGCUGGCAGCUAAUGCAUGAGCGAAUCACGCCGAACAGGUUUUACUGGUCUGUCACCGGUUUGGACAAGGAGUCGGACCUUGUGCACAUGGAGGCCCGGACAGCUGACGGACAUGCCCACUAUAUCACCUGUCGGAUCCAGGAGUGCUCGGAGACUACCAGAAGUGGACCGUUUUUGCGCUCCAUCGACACCAACUCCCUUGUUGUCCAGGAUGAAUAUGUCUUCAUUCAGGUGACGGCGGGCGGCAGAGCGAAUUACUAUGUGUCGUACAAAAGGGAACCCUUUGCACAGAUUAAAUUGCCCAAAUACUCACUACCAAAGGACAUGCAUAUUAUUAGCACGGAUGAGAAUCAGGUGUUUGCAGCUGUGCAGGAAUGGAACCAGAACGAAACGUACAACCUUUAUAUAUCCGACACCCGAGGGGUCUACUUCACGCUGGCCUUGGAGAAUGUCAAGAGCAGCCGGGGACUGGAGGGCAACAUCAUCAUUGACCUUUAUGAGGUAGCAGGGAUCAAAGGCAUAUUCCUGGCGAACAAGAAGAUCGAGGACCAGAUAAAGACUUUCAUCACCUACAACAAGGGCAGAGACUGGCGCUUGCUGCAGGCUCCUGACACUGAUCUGAGAGGGGAUCCCAUGCGCUGUCAGCUGCCCUUUUGUUCCUUGCACCUGCAUUUGCAAAUCUCCGAGAAUCCAUAUACAUCAGGAAGCAUCUCCAGCAAGGAGACGGCUCCGGGGCUUGUGGUGGCCACAGGCAACAUCGGCUCUGAACUCUCAUAUACCGACAUCAGCACGUUCAUAUCUUCUGAUGCCGGAAACUCAUGGAGACAGAUCUUCGAGGAAGAAUACAAUGUGUGGUAUCUUGACUGGGGAGGGGCACUUGUGGCCAUGAAGCACACUUCCAUGCCCAUCCGGCAUUUGUGGGUGAGUUUCGAUGAAGGAACAUCCUGGAGUAAAUAUGCCUUCACGUCAACACCGCUUUUUGUCGACGGGUCCCUGGUGGAGCCAGGGGUUGAGACGCAGCUAAUGACGAUCUUUGGCCACUUCAGUCUCCGCUCCGAAUGGCAGCUGGUCAAAGUGGACUACAAAUCCAUCUUCAGCCGGAGGUGCAACAAGGAGGACUACCAGACCUGGCACUUGCACAAUCAGGGAGAGCCAUGUGUCAUGGGAGAGAGGAAGAUCUAUAAGAAACGCAAGCCGGGGAUCCAGUGUGCCCUGGGCAGAGACUACUCCAGAACCGUCGUCUCAGAGCCCUGUGUCUGUGCCGAAUGGGACUUUGAGUGUGACUAUGGCUAUGAAAGACACAGUAGCAACCAGUGUAUCCCAGCUUUCUGGUUCAACCAGUCCUUCCUGUCAAAGGACUGCAGCCUCGGCCAGACCUACCUGAAUAGCACUGGGUACCGGAGGAUUGUGUCCAACAAUUGCACGGACGGGCUGCGGGAGAAAUACGCCGCCAAAGUGGAACCGUGCCCCGGGAAAGCCCCCCGCGGGCUGCACAUCCUCACCGCCGAUGGCAAGCUGGCAGCCCAGCAGGGGCACAAUAUCACCUUCAUCAUCCUCAUGGAAGAGGGCGAUCUCCAGAGGACGAACAUCCAGCUGGAUUUCGGAGAUGGCAUUGCCAUGUCCUACGCUAAUUUCAGCCCCAUUGAGGAUGGCAUCAGGCACGUUUAUAAGAACGCUGGGAUCUUUCAGGUGACGGCCUACGCAGAAAACAGCCUUGGUUCCGACACUGCAGUACUCUUCCUGCACGUUGUCUGUCCAGUGGAGCAUGUCCAUCUGAACAGCCCCUUCGUUGCCAUCAGGAACAAGGAAGUCAACCUUACUGCUGUAGUAUGGCCAAGUCAAUCGGGUACUGUCAUCUACUUCUGGUGGUUCGGUAAUAGCACGAAGCCCCUCAUCACCCUAGAAAGCAGCGUCUCCUACACCUUCACCACCGAGGGGAUGAACACCAUCACGGUGCAGGUCUCCGCCGGGAGCACCCUCCUCCAGGACACCAAGGACAUCGCAGUGCACGAGUAUUUCCAGUCUCAGCUCUUGUCCUUCUCCCCUAAUCUGGAUUACCACAACCCUGACAUCCCCGAGUGGAGACAAGACAUUAGCAAAGUGAUCAAGAGAGCUCUCGUGCAGGUGACUGGUAUCUCCGAGGAGCAGAUUUUGGUGGCGGUAUUUCCUGGCCUGCCCACCUCGGCUGAACUCUUCAUCCUACCCCAUAGAAACAUGUCAGAGAGGAGGAAAGGCCACGAAGGUGAUCUGGAGCCGGUUGUUGAAAUCCUCUUUAAUGCUCUCAACCAGAACCUGGUCCAGUUUGAGCUGAAGCCUGGUGUGGAAGUCAUCACGUACGUCACUCAGCUGACGUUAGCCCCUCUGGUGGACGCCAGCGCCGGGCACAGCAGUUCAGCCAUGUUGAUGUUGUUGUCGGUGGUCCUUGUGGGUUUGGCUGUUUUUUUAAUCUACAAAUUUAAAAGGAAAAUCCCGUGGGUGAACAUUUACGCUCAAGUCCAGCACGACAAGGAGCAGGAGAUGAUCGGUUCCGUCAGCCAAAGCGAAAGUGCCCCCAAGAUCACCCUGAGCGAGUUCACUGACCCCGAGGAGCUCAUGGACAAAGAACUGGAUACACGGGUGCUGGGAAGCAUCUCGACAAUUGCCAACAGUGAAAGCACAAAGGAAAUCCCCAACUGCACUAGCGUUUAAUUCUGAAAAUCCACCUGGUCUACAGCAUUUCUGGCUUUUUAUUUGUAAUUAUUAUUAUUAUUAUUAUUAUUGUUAUUAUUAUUAUUAAAAAAAGAAAACGAUACAUCAUGAUCAUCCUUUGGGGGGACUGGGGACAGGAGUUCUGUUUACCAGGGCCGCAUUCAUAAACUGCAGGUAGUUGCUCAGCAUUUGGAAAUUUCUCCUUGGUUAAAAAUAAUGAUUGAAGGCCGAGAUAACAGGGCUAAGGGAUUUGAGAGCCUGUGUGUCCGAAUCUCCUAUGUGGGUCUGGAAGUCUCUGCUGAACUGUGGUAGGGAAAUGAUCCUUUUCCCCCUCCAGCCUAAGCCACAAGAGCUGACUUUGCAAAGUGCCCUCAGCUCCCACGGACUUGCAGGUCUUAGCCAGAUCAGGCCCAUUCCAUUGCCUCUCCUUGGCCUUUUCCUUGGUUGGGGAACAAACUGAGUGGUGUCAACCAUUUGUGCUCUGGAGUGGGUAGGCGGGAGCACACGUAGCCUGAGAGAAGCGUGCACACGUUUAUGAAUGCGGCUCUAACCUGUGCAUGUGACCGGCAAGGAUACCGUUGGCAUACUGUAGAUAAUUCCAAUGUAAAUAACUUUUUAUUUCUUGGGAAAUAAUUUAAUGUUUAGUAAAAGAAAAGUUAAAAAAAACCCACACCCCUCCACACACCUCAACGAGCCCACUGAGGACCACAUGUGAGUUCUUGUCCGACACAUGGGUUCUGGAUAUACUCCAGUUGUCUGCCGUGCUUAACUCUUUCAGCUCUGUCGUGUUACAGAGUGACUUUCCUUUUUUGCAUGACAGGAUGGAUUUUUUUUAAGGGGAGAGUGAUUUUAAGAGACAGUAAUGAGGAUUUUGCAACACUCUUCAACAAUUCACAUUUUUUCACCCAGUUCUAGAGCAAUGGCACUAAAUGUAGACUUUUGGUGCAGUGUCUUGAGAUUUUGGAAUAUUUGGGAGAGCGUGAUGGAAGAAAAGCGAGAGGAUCUUUAUCUCAAUGACAGGCAAACCUCAAAGCAGUUGGGUUCUGAAAGCCGGACUUGAUUCUCCAACUCCUGCUCGCAAUGGGCCAGAUGCUAAUACCCCCGUUCACACUGUGGAGUGCCUUUAAGCAGUUUCUGAAGAGUGCUGUGGAGUAAAGGGCACUGAAGUGUCUGAAUAUGGCCUGGUGCCACACAGCAUCUCAAUAGGGACUAUUUGGGAGAGGUGCAAAGCUGCAUCUUCUCCACUCCUCUUGAGUGUGCAAAACUGAGCUGAGGUUCUCUAGAAAGAGGUUUCCUUGCAAGGGUUCUGGGGCAGCUGUUCAGCCUACAAGAACAACAUUUGAUGGUGCUGCCUGGUCAAAUCAUAGAAUCAGGGAGGCAGCAUGAAAAUGAGAUCAGAGGAUGGGAUGCUCUGGAGGCUUUAGACCUCGUCAGGUUCCAGUCCAGAACUUGGGGAGCAUUCCAAGCAGGAGGAAAUGGGAAGAUGCUAAAAAUAGGCCUAGUUCUGCAAAGGUCCAACGGGAUCAGUGAAUGCCAUUAGAAGAUGCUGAGCCUCUGGCAGGAUUAUAGAAAGCUCCAGCUCCAAACAACCCCAAAGUUUGGGGGGGUCUGGCUGUAGCGUUCCAGUUCAUCUGUAACAUACCUGCAGUGAUGCGUAGGAGGCUAAGAUACAAGGUACACUAGAAGCAUAACUAGCGUCAUAUGCCUUGGGCUCUGUUCGGUACAUGAAAGGCAGUUCAAAGAUCUUUAUGGGCAGAAAGGCUGGGAAGAUCCUUUUGCAGUAGAUGGGGGAGGGAACAGCUGCUAUUUAAAGAUUAAAUCAAACCAAGCAAGUAUAGGGAAAUGGCUUUGUGCAAAACAUUAAAGCAAAAAAAAAACAAAAACAAAAAACUCUCAAACCGCCACGGCUCUCCUUCGAAUACACCACUUAAAACACUUCG